GGGAGUUCUCGCGGGGACUGCCGGGAGCUGUAGUUUGAAGCUGGGAGUCGCGAGGCCUGGUACCGGGAUGGAGGCGGCAGAAAGACUACAAAUCCCAGGGAGCGCGGCGCGACCGCCCGGAGGGCGGGGGGUACGAAAGAGGAACGCGAAGGGCGCCGGGGACAGAGCGAGAUGACAGGUGGACAAGUCCUCCGAGCUCCGGCGUCGAACGCCCGUCUGCUUCGUCCUUUCAGGAGGCAGUGAAUGGCUGAGAGCUUUGGACCAAGGAGUGAGUCCAUCCAGAUCCAGAGGGGUUGAGGACAGCGCCUGCAGCCCUCAGCUCUGGGGCCUCCUUCCGGUAAGUCGGACGAGCCUACCAACAACGGGCCUCACCGUCUACCGUGAUUCGCAGGCCUAGGACCAGGGGUCUGCGGCUUCUUAGUGAUCCCGUCCCGCCUCUGGAUGUCUGCAGCUCCCAUCUCGGAGGGCCAGACCCGGUGUUCUGGAACAUGGCACUCCAGCGUGCCGUUCUCCUGGCGGGCCUCCUGGUGGAAGUUGCCAGCAAAUCCUCGGAAAGUGCGGGCCAGCAGCCUGAGUGUUGUGUGGACAUGCCGGAUGUCAACUCCACCUGUGGGGGCACAAACCUGUGUGGUCCAGGCUGCUACAGGCACCAGAACGAGGACGGCAGUGUCCGCUGCGUCCGCUGCGGGAACGGCACCCACAGCUCUGAGUGCAAUGGCCGCCCCGUGGCUCCCCCCACCGGGCCCACCUGGCCUACUUCCCACCGAGGGGCUGCGUCUCCAAGUUCUGGAGGAACAGUCGCUGGCUGGGGCGCCCAGUUCCCGGUGAACCUGAGCACAGGGACGCCCGGGCAGCCAAAUCUCGGGAGCCCUCAGGUGGCGGCCUCCCUCUUCCUGGGGACACUGUUCUUCAGCUCCGGCCUCAUCCUGUCUGUGGCUGGCUUCUUCUACCUGAAGCGCACCAGUAAACUCCCCAAGGUGUUCUACGGAAGAGGCAAAGCCCCUGCCCUGCAGCCUGGCGAAGCUGUAAGUAACCUGGAAGGACGGGCCGAGCGCCCCGUGUCGCGGGCCCCGGGCUGGGGGCCGCCCGCUCUUCUCACUCUGCCUUUUCUCCUUUGCAAGGCCGCCAUGAUCCCUCCGCCGCACCCCUCAGUACCAUCUAGAAGCAUCUCGAAUUUCCCUGGGUCAGUCCCCCAGGGCCCCCGUAACGACGAUCACAGGCCCGGGCUUGAAGCGACAGAAACGUCCUCUCUCUCAGUGCAGGAGGCCAGAAGGCAGAAGCCGAGUGCGGAAGCCGCGUUAUGUCAGGCGCGAGCGGCCCUUGGACGGGGACCCAGGCUCCACGGCCGUCUCCUCGGUGGAGGCCCGGGUCAGCAGUGUCUGACCCGGGGACCCACCCACAGCUCCGCACACCGCCUUGGAGAGAAGCCGGCACCCGAAGGGCAGGUGCUGCCUGGCGAGGCCUCGGGACAGGUAGUCUGGUCUCAAAGGGCCUGUGGAGGGCCAUGCUGGCCAGUGGUCCUGCCCCAACUGCCCCAGGCCUGGAGACGCAUUUCUGGCCCCGGCUGGUUACACACAGACAGGAGAGAGCAGCGUUUGUGGCCAUCUCUCACACCGGGCUCGGCACUGAUCUUGCCACGUCCUCAUUCGGGACUGAUCUCUGUCCUUCGGCGCCUGGGCCUACGCGCUCAGCUCCUGUGUCCCUUCCGCACCGUGACGCCUGUCCCAAGCGUUUCCUUGAACCACUGGUCCAGCGGCUGAGAGGGCGCACCAGCUUCCAGUCAGAGUCAGUGAACUAAUCCGGGCUUUCUCCCUGCUCCCGAGUUCACCUGCUCAGCAGGCAGGAAGCCCCCACC
This is a messenger RNA of Mustela erminea (ermine), 1855 nucleotides long. RefSeq names its product chromosome 10 C1orf159 homolog (gene C10H1orf159). The record is from RefSeq and is a predicted model, not a curated record. NCBI's taxonomy places the organism in Eukaryota, Metazoa, Chordata, Mammalia, Carnivora, Mustelidae. Bases 489 to 1760 code for a protein of 423 amino acids. The transcript is spliced from 11 exons.